Theobroma cacao (cacao) is the source of this 1402-nucleotide messenger RNA. RefSeq lists its product as uncharacterized. Lineage: Eukaryota; Viridiplantae; Streptophyta; Magnoliopsida; Malvales; Malvaceae. The record is from RefSeq and is a predicted model, not a curated record.
GCAUUUUGAGAAUCUGCAUAAGUUAUCCUCUAGGCGCUAGUCCACUAUCUUCUGGUGGAACCCAACCUGCACUUUUCAUUUUUCAGACCAACAAACCCUCGUCUCUGGGAACUCGCGCACCAGGAAGCCCAACACUUUUCACUCUCUCUUUACUUCGUACGGGUUAAUGUCUGCACUAUAAAGAUAAAAUAAUCAGCCUUUGUUUAUUUAUUUUUGGUGAGUAGAAAUAAACCUGGGAAGGAGCUGAGAUGAAUUCCCUGACCGUGAAACCCGCUUCGUUUGUGUUGCAAUCUACUUCCACGGUCCUCUCAUCGUGCAAGCCAAAACAAUGUCUUCCUUCAGUUAGCUUCCCAAGAAAGAUCAAGAGCAGUAGAAGAUUGGGUUUGAGAUUUGAAGCUUAUGAUUCUUCCAAUAGCGACGAGUCUUCUAAGUCCAGCGGUGAUUCCAAGCCUACUAACGGCACUCUGCCGAAAACCAGGAGAGAUAUUCUAUUGGAGUAUGUCAAAAAUGUGCAGCCGGAGUUCAUGGAGUUGUUCGUGAAACGGGCGCCGCAGCAGGUCGUUGAGGCAAUGCGGCAAACGGUGACAAAUAUGAUUGGAACCCUGCCCCCGCAAUUUUUUGCUGUGACAGUCACCACUGUUGCUGAAAAUCUUGCACAACUCAUGUACAGUGUUAUGAUGACUGGAUAUAUGUUUAGGAAUGCGCAAUACCGAUUGGAAUUGCAACAAAGUAUAGAGCAGGCCGCGCUUCCUGAGGUCCAAGAAGAAAAGGAUGUUCCAGAGUAUGCACCUGGUACACAAAAGAAUGUGUCUGGUGAAGUUAUUAGGUGGAAUAAUGUUUCUGGCCCGGAGAAAAUAGAUGCUAAAAAGUACAUUGAGUUACUUGAAGCAGAGAUUGAGGAACUGAAUCGUCAAGUCGGUAGAAAAUCUGCAAACGGACAAAAUGAGCUAUUAGAAUUUCUCAAGUCUCUUGAGCCACAAAAUCUGAAGGAGUUGACAAGCAGUGCUGGAGAAGAUGUUGUGUUUGCAAUGAACACAUUCAUUAAGCGUCUUUUAGCUGUUUCAGAUCCUGACCAAAUGAAGGCAAGUGUAACUGAGACAAGUGCACCCGAACUUGCCAAGCUUCUAUGUUGGCUGAUGGUGGUUGGUUACAGCAUUAGGAACAUUGAAGUCCGUUUUGACAUGGAAAGAGUGCUUGGCACUCCUCCAAAGCCUGCAGAGUUGCCUCCAGGAGAAAACAUUUAGUUGCUGGUGGAUAAUUGCAAACAUACGCAAAUAGCGAAGUUGGUGCACAAUUAAUAUGCUAUAUUAUGAUUUAGGUGAAAAUUUUGUGCAUGCCAUGCAUGGUUGGCUUCUUAUAAUAACUUGAAACUUAUUGAUUACACGAGCCUUUUCCAAAGGAA